Messenger RNA from Corylus avellana, 2197 nucleotides. RefSeq names its product basic helix-loop-helix (bHLH) DNA-binding superfamily protein (gene ICE1). Gene Ontology annotation, molecular function: sequence-specific DNA binding; protein dimerization activity; DNA-binding transcription factor activity. The record is from RefSeq and is a predicted model, not a curated record. Gene Ontology annotation, cellular component: nucleus. NCBI's taxonomy places the organism in Eukaryota, Viridiplantae, Streptophyta, Magnoliopsida, Fagales, Betulaceae. Gene Ontology annotation, biological process: regulation of DNA-templated transcription.
ACACAUAGAUAACCCACACAGACGGACAGCGCUCUCCGUUCAUUUUUUUUUAAAUAUUUUUCAGUACCUUUGCAUUGCAUAACGUUCAAACCUCGAAUCUCUCCUCUUUCUUCUCCAAAAUGAUUCUCUGAACUCUGAUCCAUAGAAAAAGCCACUGCUCUUUUCUCUCACUCACCCUACUCUUCAACCCCAACUCUCUCUCUCUCUCUCUCUCUCUCUCUCUCUCUCAAAGAAACGCAGAGGGAUGCUACCGAGGGCUUCUGCAAACGGUAUCGUUUGGAUGGAAGGAGGAGGUGGAGGUGGAGGCGGGGAAGAUGAAGAAGACGCAGCGUCGUGGACCAGAACCAACAAUGAAGGCGAGCCCAGCAACUGCAAGGACGAGGACAUGGGUCUUGGUGUUCCUCUCUCUUCCUACAAGUCCAUGCUUGAAAAUGACUGGUACAUCAACAACAACGCUGCUCUGAACCCGCCUCGCCGGGACCUCCAUAACCAUCUCCAUGGCCUCUCAAACCCACAAGAUGUCAGAGACAUUAGCUUCUGUUCCAAUCCAAACGACGCCAAUAGCCUUCUUUUGCAGCCCUUGGACUCGUCCUCUUCCUGCUCUCCAUCACAGGCGUUCACCCUCGACCCCUCACAGUCACAGCCACCCUUCUUGCCCCACAAAUCUUGCUUCUCUUCGCUCAUAAACGCUGUUUGCACCAACCCUUUUGACAAUGCCUUCGAUUUGGGGCUUGAUACUGGUCUUCUCUGUCCGUUCAACCCAGCUGUUUCCAACUCCCCUGCUUUGAUGGGCUUCCCGGGUUUGAAUUCUCAUCCCCAGAUUGGUGCUCCCGAGCUGGGUUCGGUCGGCGAGUUUCAACCAACUCGGUUGCUGCCGAUAACCGAUACGGCCGCCGGGCUGAGUGGCGGGUUUAGUCCAGCUGGUUUCGAGGGGUUCGAUAACUCAGGGAGUUCUCUGUUACUAAACAGAGCAAAGGUUCUGCGACCUCUUGAGGUUUUCCCUCAAGUGGGUACGCAACCCACUCUGUUUCAGAAGCGAGCGGCUCUUCGGCAAGGCUCUGAAAACUCGGGGACUUUGCGGGUCUCGGGUGCGACAUUCGGCGAAAAUUCGGAGAAUUUGGAGAGUAGGAGGAGGAAGAAGAACGAGGCAGGUGAUGUGGAGGAAGCGAGCAUCGACGUUUCGGGCUUGAAUUACGAUUCGGAUGAGUUCAUUGAGAAUGGUAUAGGUAAGGCGGAGGAGAGUGUUAAAAAUGGUGGAAGCAACUCCAAUGCGAACAGUGCUGUCACGGGUGGGGACCAGAAGGGAAAGAAGAAGGGACUGCCGGCUAAGAAUCUGAUGGCGGAGAGGCGGCGGAGGAAGAAGCUUAAUGAUAGGCUCUACAUGCUUAGGUCUGUUGUACCCAAGAUUAGCAAGAUGGAUAGAGCCUCAAUACUUGGGGAUGCCAUCGAUUACUUAAAGGAGCUUUUGCAAAGGAUCAAUGAUCUACACAAUGAACUGGAGUCAUCCCCACCAGGAUCUUUGCUGCCACCUUCUACAAGCUUUCACCCUUUGACACCAACUCUGCCUACCCUUCCUUGCCGUGUGAAGGAAGAACUUUGUCCCAGCUCCCUGCCAAGCCCUAAAAACCAACCUGCAAGGGUGGAGGUAAGGGUAAGGGAAGGGAGAGCUGUCAACAUACACAUGUUUUGUGCCCGCAGACCAGGUCUCUUGCUUUCCACUAUGAGGGCUCUGGACAACCUGGGGUUGGACAUCCAGCAGGCUGUAAUUAGCUGUUUCAAUGGGUUUGCUUUGGAUGUGUUCCGAGCUGAGCAAUGCAGGGAAGGCCAGGAUGUAUUGCCCGAGCAAAUUAAAGCGGUACUUUUGGAUUCGGCUGGCUUCCAUGGUAUGAUGUAACUCGAGUGCUUUGUGAAUGCAACCAAUUAGAAAUGGAGGAACUUAACUGUAGGUGCUGUACCUCGAGUAGUUUGUAAAUGUAUUUGCUGCUGAUUCCCAUUGCCAAAGUUGCGCACGGACCAAAGUCAAGUAGGCCAGCUAAUGUUUGAAGCUUGAUUUUGUAGCAUUAGUGGAUAUUUUUUGUAAUCGUGCUUCAAAGUAUAGCGAUCGAAUUUGUUGUGUUUCUCAUGUAUCUUCAGCUUUGGGAGUAAAUCUUUCCUUUUCUACUUGUUUUGUAUGGAAAAUAAUUUGAUUAGAAUCUUA